GGUUACGAGCAGCACCCGAUGAAAAACAAGUCCUUAUUCAGCUCCUAAGUUUGUUUGCGGAAGAAAAAAACAUCUGUCAGAAAAGACAACAAAAUAUAGUUACACAUGUUUGUUGAAUGGCAAUCGGUCUGCUGCUAUUCGUGAUCACGUGCGACUUUCAUCGCGAUAUCCAAUGUCUACGAUGGUAAAUCAGGAAACUAAAACCAGCAGCUGCAAAAUAAACGGUCUCUUCAGCACAGGAGAGGACUUUGAUGAUGAGGAUCUGCUCGGAACAGACUGGACCGUCCGCCCGGCGUCUGGAGGAGCUGAUGCAGCUGCAGCUGAUGUGUCCUCCUGUUUGCUGCGACCUCCUUCUGUAGGCCACAGAGAGCCAGUCAUAAAAUGCCUCCAGCAAAGUGCACAGGGAUCGGCUGCUCUGUGUAAAGACACAGCAUUAAGAAGCAGGGACACUCCUGCCGGACAAACAUUUGCUCUAGGUUUGAGACAGCUCUCCUCGUCGUCCUCACAAUCUCCCUCCACACUGAAUAACACUAGGGUUAAUGUAGUUACAUUACAGAGUCAUGCCAACACUGGGGCAUCAUUGAAGCCCUGUGUGGCUCAGGAUGAUUUUGACGAUUGGGAUAUUGACCUGGCAGACCUGGAUGAGAGUGAAUGUCGGAUGGCGCCACCACUUAAAGCUCCUCCUCCCACUCCACCUGCACCCACACCUGCAUUUUCAACAAAAACGCUUCGACCCCCAACAUGUGGAGGGAUUCAGACACAACCUAAUCGGACUCAUAACUUGCCUCCUCAGACCCUUUUGGCUGCUCAUGUGCGACCUGCAGUUCCCCGCCCUACUCUUCCCUUAGCCCCUCCACAGAGUCCUUGUGCUUUUCCUGGCCGCAUUGCAACAUCUCCCACAAUGAGCCCCAUUUCCAGGACACUGAUCAGGCCACAGCAGCCACAGAGACUAAUGUCAACUCCAGGACCCUCACCUCAGCCACAUGGCAUUUUUGAGACCAUCUCCCCAUCACCCUCCUCCUCGUCUUUGAACUCCUCCAUCCUGAGCCCUCAUCCCCUUCACACCCCUGUCCUCACUAACCGCCUGGUCCAGCUGGUAUCCGCCUCAAAUAAGCUUCCCAAGAAGAGGCCUCGCUCUGAGCCUCUAAUACCCAGGACUCGACGGUUCCCUGGUCCUGCUGGACUCCUGCCACAGCAGCCGCAGGGUCACAGCCUGGACGACAUUGUGGUUUCUGUCCCUCAUACUCCUGCUCACGGUGUUGUGGCCCGUUUGCCAAGCCAGGUUUCCAGCUCCCAAAAUGAGGAAGACGAGUUCAGUGGCGGCGCCUGGGCAGCGAUGAAGACUGAGAUGGGAUUGGAUGAGAGGAACCCAUCGUGCUUCUUGUCCUCCUACAGCGUGGUCAUGGUGCUUCGAAAGGCUGCACUGAAACAGCUGGCAAAAAACAAAGUGCCUAACAUGGCUGUGCUUCUGAAGAGCAUCAUCCACACACAUGCUGAUGCCAAGGCUGUAUUCAAAGACCCAACAGGGGAGAUUCAGGGAACCGUGCAUCGGCGCCUCCUGGAGGACAGAGCAGAGGAACUGAAGGUUGGCGCCGUACUGCUGCUGAAACAAGUUGGUGUUUUUUCCCCCUCUCAUCGUAACCAUUACUUGAAUGUGACGGCCAAUAACCUUCUGAGGGUCUACAACUCCGAUGGAGUCAGUUUGUCAUCCACUCAGCUCCCCACAAUGGUCCUGGAGCCAAUAUUGCCAUCACUCACUCGGUCCACCAACACCCGCCGGGAGCCAAUAUCUCGCAUGCAACUGGUGUUUGACGAGGAGGAUGACGAGGGACAAGAAGGUAGAGGAAGCAAUGACCCCCAAGCUCCAUCAGGCACCCAAGUCACCUCAAGCAAAGAGCCGGCUGGGAAUCCAGGACCACAGGACCCAGCCUGGGAUGCAGAUGAUGACUUGGAUGAGCUGCUGGGAGAGUUACCAGAGGACACCUACAGCCUUUGAUGUAACUUUACAUCAGCAAACAAACAGACUUCCACAAGUUACUUUAUGACUAAAAAAAGUUUUUCUCUUGCUGACAUCACUUCUUUAAAAUCUGUGAACCUGUGAAGAACCUGUGCAGAAAUAUAUCUUGGAAACGUU
Solea senegalensis (Senegalese sole) is the source of this 2134-nucleotide messenger RNA. RefSeq names its product homologous recombination factor with OB-fold (gene hrob). The transcript has 10 exons. NCBI's taxonomy places the organism in Eukaryota, Metazoa, Chordata, Actinopteri, Pleuronectiformes, Soleidae. The coding region runs from base 173 to 1996 and encodes 607 amino acids. Gene Ontology annotation, biological process: recombinational repair. The record is from RefSeq and is a predicted model, not a curated record.